AUGAAACUCACUUUUUUAUUGCAAUUAUUCGUUCUCGGAUUUUUUUUGGAGGUCGUUUUAACAUCUCCAUUAGUCACUAGACAAGGAACCCAAGGACUUCCUGGUUGUCCUCAAGGUGUAAACUUAAUGAAGUGUGAUAUUAAACAACAAGUCGUACCCGGAGUGAAUUCGGUUCCCUCUACUUCAUGUCGUGGAACAGCUAUUUGUAAAUUUUCUGGACCGCCGAAUGUUGCUCUCAAACCCGAUGUGGAUUUACCUGCAAAUACUGUUCUCUCAUCGGAG
Molecule: messenger RNA, 282 nt
Organism: Cetraspora pellucida
Lineage: Eukaryota; Fungi; Glomeromycota; Glomeromycetes; Diversisporales; Gigasporaceae
Source: the annotation of a GenBank genome assembly